CGGAAAAUAAACAAACAGUAUUUCUCAAGUGCUCGCGCGAAAGUGGGGUGUAGGCGGCGUAGCAGUACAGACAGUACUAAGGAAGAUUAUCAAGAAACAUUCUUUCAAAAAUGCUGCCGACAAAAUUUAUAACGCCAGCUUCGCCAGCACUACACUGCCCUACGUGUGAGAAUCUUUUCACGGACCCAGUCAUAUCGACUCGAUGCGGCCAUACCUUUUGUCGAAUGUGCAUCACGGAAAAUAUAUCGUCUCGAGGGAAUGUGUCAAAUUCUGUAUGUCCUGUGGAUAAUAUACCUUUCCAUCGUGCAGAUUUGGUUUCAAAUAUCGCCUUAAAGGGGCAAAUAGAUGAUUUAGAAAUCCAUUGUCAACAUGGCUUGGAUAGGGUGGACUCGGACGAUGAAUUUCAUUUAGAUGAAGAGGGGUGCCCCCAAGCCAUCAAAUUGGGGAAGAGGGUUGAACAUGAAGAGAAGUGCCCGUACGCACUGGUGCCGUGCCCGAACAGCGCAAAUCAUUGUGGGAAGUUCCGUAGACGAGAUCUUGACGGUCACUUGGAAACAUGUCCACGGUACCCCUGCAAGUAUCGGAAUGAAGGUAAGGGCUCAGCCCCCCCCCCCCCCGCCUCCCUCAACCCACCGCAGAGGUUGGUCUUGAGAGGUGCAGGUAUGGGGCUGUUGACAUAAUAGGGUACCCAAUCACAGACUUGUUCUGCCAUGGGGGUGAGGCUAGCAAUAAAGAAUUCACAAACACAAAUAUUAAUUAAAUUAACCUGCAGACACGUCCAGAAAGCACGUCACUUUGGCUAUACAUGCACAGUUAAAGCCUAACAUUUCAAUCACAAACCGAGGCUCUAUUUGACUAUAGCCAAGGUGACAUGCUUUCCGUGUGUAUUGUAGGACUAUUUGACUAUACCCCUAAUAAAUUACUGUAUAUAUUAGUUACACUGUAGUUAUCAAAAUUUUUAUAUUGAUGCAGGAUUGACAGCAAAGUGCAUUGGUAGACCAACUAUGUACAAGGUCGGGCGGGGACAAAAUACCCGGGGCCCAGAGGGGCCCGGAAAUCUUUGUAAAAUGUUUGUAUAUUGUUUAUCAUUGGCAAUUUCCAGAGGGACGGGCCCGUGUUCACAAAUCGUCAUUUUGUCCUGGGGCCCGUGGUUGGCUCUCGCUGGCCUUGACUACGCACCAAUCAUGUAAAAUCUACACCCCUCCUUGCUAUCAUAAGCAUUGAUCGUGAGGUCUGGCUUGCCAUUGAAAAUUUUAAUCCUUAGAACGCAUGGAUAAUUCCCCACUCUCUAAUUUUUUGUAUCAUUGCCAUUUUCAAAAAGGUUGUGAAUUUUGUGGCACAGAGAAAGACGUGAAGGAACACAUGGAAACUUGUGUAAAUAAAAUUUCUGUUGAAGAACAGGUUGGCUCACUUUGAUUGUGUAUACUUGGCAAGUUCAACUAUUGACACUUGGGUGCAAGCAUGUUAGAGUACAUGUCAUAACCUGCAUUGCGCCAGACUUUGUUUUACUCUGUCAAAUGACAUGCAAUUUUGGUGGUGCUCAAUGGAAUUACCACCAUUAUCUUGCUGUGAUGCCUGCAGAUUGACUAUCACCUGCUGCACGAUAGUAGUGAGUGAAAUCCAUCAUUCUUUUAACAUUUAGGACAGGCUUCCUCCACCCAAUAAUAAUGACAGAUUUUCAACAGGAGUGGAAAAUGUCGUUGUCCAGUUAGUUCAGCGUGUUUCUUGGUUAGAACAAAAUCAAGUGUCUAUGGCUGAACAGUUACAACGAUGCACUGAGUAAGUUUAUAUAUAAUAAAGCACACAAUCUGUGAGUGUUUUAAAUGGCUUAAAAAACAACCCAUCUUAUGAGUUCAUUGGCAAAGUAAUUUAAGAAUCAAUGUUGUCUAAGUCGGGAAAAUCAAAGCUAAAGUUUAUGUAAAUUAACAUGAUUUUUUAUCACAUUUCUUUUCCACAUGAAUUACAGUAUUAAUGAUUUUUUUAAUUAAGAGUACCAAGUCACUUUACAGUAUUUCAAUUGUAGUUAUUGAUAUUGACUCUUCCAGUGCCAUAUCCUCAUUAGAGACAACCGUCGACAGGCUAUCUCAUCAAUUUGAACGUAUAGUUGGCAGUCAACUCAGUCGUCCUGUCCGUCACGCUGUGUCAACCUCAUCCAUUGUCGAGGGAAACUCUCUGGAUAUUGAUGUGACUAAAAAACAGCGGUCACCAGUCUCUCCGAGGAUUCGUAGUACAACCGAGGUUUUUGCACUGCCGUCAGUGCCGAGUGCCACACCCAGUAGUGAAAUCUGGAGAAUGCCCUUUAUGUUCAAAUGUCUGGGAACUUUGAGGUAAGGAUUACAUUGUGCAAAAAUAAUUGUAUUCUCAUUUUGCAGGUUGUUGCAUCUCUGCCAACCAAAGCUUGUUAGUAUUAUUAAUUGGCACUACCUACACUGGCACAUACAGUUCAAGAAAACAUUCAGUGUACUGCUCGUUACGUUGGGUGCGUGAGAAUACAUCCUUUCGGAUUGAUUAAUUUACUGACACUUUGUGGACGUGUGUAUUAUAUUGUAUUCUACUUUUCAACUAUUCUCUGCAUUUAAACGACGAGCAAUUAUCCACUUGUUUCAAACAAAGGUAAGUCAAGGUGGACUUAAAUUGGAUCGCCAGCAAAUCGCAACUCUUUUAUUUUCAGAGGUCAUCAAGAACCAAUCUUUGCUAUGACAUGCCGUGGCGGUAAACUGUACAGUACAGGCAGGGAUAUGUUGAUCAAAGUGUGGGAUACAGAGGAUGUGACGAGGGGAUGUAUAGCUACAAUCAAAGGACACACUGAAGUUGUAUGUCUGAUACUAUAAAGGUUCAGAUUUCACUACCACUAUGCCUCGCUGGCUUAGUACGCAUCUGAUUGGUUAAUCGGAUAUAUCAAACACAUCUGAUUGGUUAAUGAUCCCUGGUAGUGGUAGUCAAAUCUGAACCUCUCUAAUGGAGGGGUUUCGGUGGCGCAGUUAUCAAAGCAAGCGCCUUUCACCUCCAGUCUCGCCACGGACUCACACGAAAAGAGUCGGUCAAUGCUUUGCCAAUUAAAGUCGUGGGUUUUCUCUGGGUGCUCCGGUUCCUCCCACAGGGAAAGUUGACAGGGUGGGUUAGGAUAAACACAGUUAAGAAAUUAAUAUCACAAUUGUUGUAAAGAUAAAAUAGUCUACAUGCGUAAAAAUUGAGAAAAUCAACAACUUGUUGCAAGUUGAUAUCGACAGGCAUGAACAAGGUUGUGCGGCCCACUAUGAACAGUAUUGUCAACAUGUUGUUACAGCAUUGUUCAACUAUAACAACUUGGAACCAGGGUGUUAGCCAGGCGGCCGUCCGACCGACGGCCACUUCUGCAUUCGGACGGCUAAACUUUUAUGGACGGCCAUGGACGGCCAAAGGGAAUAUUUUCUUUAAAUAGCAAUUUACAAGCUUUGUAAUAUUUCUUGAAUACUUCGAAUUGUUGUCAUCUGCUCUUUACCUUACAUGGUAUAUGUUUUCAUACUUUUUCCCGUCGAAAACACGUUGAAUAUGGCUGAAUUGAAGUAUCGACAGAUGCGUGUGGAUUGAAAAGUAAAAAGGUUCAACGAAUAGAACACCACAAUUCCACAACAACAAAAAAUUGCGGCCACGCCCAAAAACAUGUGACCACGCCCACAAAAAUUAUUUUGGACGGCCUCUUUUGAAAUCCUGGCUAACACCCUGCUUGGAACAACAUGGUUGACAACUUGUUCAUAGUUGGCCGCACAACAUUGUUCACACCUGUCGAUAUCAACUUGCAACAACCUGUGCAUUUUUAGCCGUGUAGGUUAAGUAUGUAAUUAGGUAAGGGUAAUACUUGAUGUAAAGCGCAUUUGAUCACAUUCACAUGUAAAUUGUGCUAUAGAAAUGCUAAUGUUAAUAAGGGUCAUUAUACCUUAUUGGUCCAGUUCACUUACAGGAGAUCUGGGGGAAAUCUCUCAAACUCUCACAUGCAACUGAGAUGAAAUUAUGAUCAGACAACUGCAUAUUGCAGGAAUAAAACUCCCCAGUGAAACAUACACCUCUUCAUUUAUCCCAAUGUAUUCCAGAUUCAUGCGAUAUGUUCCACUCGGACAAUGUUAUACACAACUGGCGCUGAUAAGUCUCUUUGUUCCUGGAACAUGAACUCUUUGUCGGAGCAAAAGCGUAUUGCUGUAAGUGCCACGAUCUAUGUAUUUCUAUCCCUUGGUAAAUAUUGCACAAGUUUAAAUUUUUUAUAAAUGUUUUAGGAUGCGCAUGAUGACGUCAUCUGUGCCCUGGUAUGCACUGGAAAGUAUCUGUUUACAUCAUCACAGUCUUGUAUCAAGGUAAAAACUGUCGCAUGCAACCUGCUUACAACUCGAGUUGUACUGUGUAAAUCAAGCACACAACUCACCUACGACAUUACAGGCCUUAUGAAUACGAGUAAUUUUAGGUAUGGGAAACAAAAACCUUAAAAUUUGUUCAUGCCAUGGAAGUUGCUUUGAAUCACUGGGUCCGAGCUCUGGCAGUUGAUUAUUCCAAGGUAUUUAACAUUGGUUAAAUAGAGAAUAAUACAUGGGUGCGCGGAAAUACCAGAUUUAUUUCUCGUGUUGAACAUGAUAUCUCACUCGUUCGCUGCGCUCACCAUGUAUUUUUCUGUUUAUUAUAUCCAACCACCCAUGUAUUUUUCUGUUUAUUAUAUAAAGGAAAGUCUUUGAAAAGCGAUAAUUUUUACAGAAAAGCGAUAAUUGAAAAGCGAUAAUUUUCACAUGUGAGAUUAUCAUGAAUAAUCUCACAUGUGAGAUUAUCACUUUUAUCAGUGCUGGAAAUCUCUAUAAAGCACUAUACUUUAUAUAAUAAAUUACUUUUAAUACUAUCUUAAUUUGUGUUUAUUGCACAGUAAUUUGAUUGUCCUUUACUAGGAGAAAGUCUACAGUGGUUCCCACAAUGCAAUUCACGUGUGGGACGCUACUGGAUCGUUUCAACUCGAUGCUGAGAUAGCACAUGCCUAUGGCUCCGUGUACUCUCUCGCAGUCACCAAGAAAUAUGUCAUAGUUGGUAUGUACUAUUGGGUAGAAGAACUCUAUAUAUUGAAGGAGAGAAUAUCUUCAAUCGGACGCCUUGACCAGACUUAAAAUUGUAACUCCACCAUUUUUUGCCAGAUGAUUCAAACUAUAAUAAGUUUUUAGACGUUCUCUGGUUUUGGGCUUCAUCGGGUGGAUUGAGAGUGUGACCUUGUAAUUCACAGUGGCGGCGCCAGGGGGGGGGCAAGGGGGGGCAAAUGCCCCCCCAAAAUUAUUUUUUGCCCCCCCUCAAAAAAAAUUAUUAGUCACUAAGAGCGACUAAAGGCUACACAAGUGUUCUGUCGUUAUCGGAAAAUGUAUGGCUUAUAAGUUGUCAUUACUCAUUUGUGAAUGCGCGUAUACAUGAAACUGUUUUUUAUAGUUUCAAUAUUAGUUUGUAAAUCUCUGAAUGGUAAAACUUGCCAAUACUCCAAUAAUACGUUUCAAAAAAAGACAAAAAAGCUUUAGUUUUGCCGAGUUAAAUUCUCAAACGUGUAAGGCAAUAAUAAGAUGAAAGUAUCACGAAAUUAUUUGAAUAAACCACAUCGCAUAUAUGGGGGGCGAAUGUCUUAAAGAGGGGCGAUAUUCCUAGGGUAUUCGCCCCACCCCCCUGGGAGGCGAUAUUCCUAGGAUAUUCGCCCCCGGGGGCGAUAUUCCUAGGAAUAUCGCCACGUUUUGAGGGGGGGGGGGGCGAAUUUCCUGGGGGGGGCGACCUUUUUAAAAAUUCGAUCUUGCCCCCCCAAAAUUUGAGUUUGCCCCUCAAAUGCCCCCCCAAAUUUGAAAGCCUGGCGCCGCCACUGGUAAUUCACCCGUUGAGACUGCAGACUGGCAGUCGAAAGCUCGUAAUAAUAUUUAAAAACCAGAGAACGUCUAAAAACUUAUUAUGAAUAAUCCUGGUUUCGCUUCAAACAUAUUUAAAUGAUUCAACCUGUUGGAAAAUACUUUCCAUAUCAACUCAACUCAGUCUCAGAGUUUUGAAGGAUAGUGCAAUAUUAAUACUGCAAACUUUGGCACUAUCUCUAAUAUAGUUUGCAUAAUUAUCAUGAUAGUUUUGAAUUAUAGUUUUUCUUUAGUCUAUUAUAUUUGAUGUAAUAUUUGAAAUCCGACUAUGAGCAGUGGACUAGACUUCAAGUCCGCGCACUGAAUUUGAUCAAGUCCGAGGCGAGGCUGAGGACUGGGUCAAAAUGCGAGGACUUGAAAUCUAGUCCAGUCCGAAUUGGAGGAUUUGAAAUGACAUCUCAUACGAAUAAAUCACUACUGAAUUAGUAGACCUUUCCCCUUUUAAGUGAAAUUUUGAUCUAGACUAGCCUGGACUAAAAUUUCAUCACAGCUUGAAAGAGCAUCACAAAAUUAGUAAUAUUCCGAAGUUUCGUUGCGAAAUGUUGUAAAAUGCGGAUAAUAUAGCCUUGCGAAGUACAAGUUUGCCGUUUUUCAGUCAUUCUGUAUUACAAACGGGAAAUUGAUAAUCAGUUUGGUCAUCUGAUUAUCAAUUUCCCGUUUGUAAUGCAAAAUGACUGAAAAACGGCAAACUUCGCAAGGCUAUAUUAUCCGCAUUUUACAACAUUUUGUAACGAAACUUCGGAAUAUUACUAAUUUUGUGAUGCUCUUUCAAGUUAUGACGAGACUUUUGUCCAGACUUGUCUAGAUCAAAAUCUCACUUAAAAGGGGAAAGGUCUAUUUUGAUCCAGUCCAAGGACUGAAUCAAUGUACUCCACCAGGUAUCCAGUAUUAUCAUGUGAGCAAAAUAAAGCAAUAUGGUCAGCUAAUAAUGCUAAUUUACUCAUGGAUUAUUGAUUUGAGAUUGCAACUGAUCGUGCCAGAUAUCAAAUUCAUUUUAGUCGUGCUUCCCUUUUGUUGUAACAGGCACAUACAAUCGAAAUACUCAUAUAUUCGAGAUUCCAUCGUAUCAGCAUGUCAAGUCAUUGACUGGACACAUUGGAGCCGUUACCGUGGUAACCGCGUCACCUGCUGGUCGAUAUCUGUUCACUGCAUCAAGUGAUUCCACCGCUAUGGUAUGACAUAAUGGAUGAAUUGUAAUAUAUUAUGAGAGGCUGUGUUGUGGAAGAUAUACAAACGUUGUUUAUGAAUUUAUAUUAAGUAUAUCUUUUGUAUUUUCUAGAUCUGGGAUUUAGAGAACAUGCUCCCGAUUCAAGUUUUAACUCGGCACGAAGCUGGAGUGAAUUGUUUGGCUGUUUAUGGCAAUCUGGUUUUCACUGGCUCAGAGGAUAAAGAUAUUAAGGUGAUUACAGUAUUUACCAAAUCUGAACUAUAGACUUGCAAUUUUUAUAAGUAUUGUAUUUGUUUUCUUGAGAAAGUCAAAACAAAUUACGUUUUUUUGUUCGAUGUUUUUAUAGGUGUACAAGUAUUUCAAGCUGUUCACUGCUACUGCAGACUAAGCUCAGAAUGACUGCUUGUUGGAUCAAGGCGGCGUGGACUUUGAUAUCGGGGAACUUAAAGUGCAUAUGACAUGAAAUUUCUUAUUUUCUCAAAUGAAAGAACUCUUUAAGUUGUAGUGUAACUUAUUUUUCAGUUUCUUGUUUUUAUGGUUUGUUCCCGAGAUAUUUCAGUUUGUUUGAUAUGUAAAUGAGUGUGAAUAUGUCCGCUAAUUUAUGACGUCAUGUUGGUUGCAAGCUCAACUUACACUGGUUAUAAAUGUAUUAACUCUAAAAACUGUUGAUAUCAGUUCACGUUUUUCUCCAGUGUUUCAUCACAUUUACCAAUGAGUGAAGUUUGAAAUUAUCAUCUUGGAUGAUAGCAGUGAUAUUCAACCAUUUUAAAGAGCUUGCAACCAACAUGACGUCAUAAAUAAGAGGACAUAUUCACACUCAUUUACAUAUCAAACAAAUCGAAAUAUCUCGGGAACAAAACAUAAAAACAAAGAAACUGAAAAAUAAGUUACCUUACAGCUUAAAGAGUUCUUUCAUUUAAGAAAAUAAAAAAUUUCAUGUCAUAUGCACUUUAAAUCGAAUUAAAUUAAUAGUGUGCUGAAUAAAUAUAAAGCCUGGUUUACACUCUCACAUUUAAAGUUUUCUCAAACAUUUCUUACAAAACCUUCAAAACUUAGAAUUUACCAAUGCAAAAUUUCUAUUGUGAUCACAGAAACUUUGAUAGUGUAAACCAGCGUUAAUUUAAACGUGUAUAGUGCGUGUAUGGUGGGGGGGGGGGGGGCUAGUAGGGCUAUAAGCCAAACCUCCCCACCCCAAAUAAAAGUGUGGCCCAAAAAUUUGUAAUGUUGGACAUUUUAUGGAAGUUAGUCCCCCCCUGUUCCGCCGCCACUGUAAAGACUUAAAGUCCUGUGGGAUUUUAAUUAUUAAUUUAUUUUCUUAUAAAUUUCACUGCAUUGAUAGCCAUGGACGUCGCGCGUUCCCGUUCAUCUAAGGUCUCGAACAAAACUGCUGUACUAUGGAGUGAGAGAACAUAUAAGAUACGAAUGAAAUUAAUUUCGAUACUGCUAACCAAGAAAUUGUAAUAUUAUAAUGAAUUAUUUACCACAAAAAUGUAUUUUAUAAGGCUAUAAAAGCUAUUUUUUAUAAAUAAAAAUAUUGCUAUUUCUGCAACAAGUUUUCUAGUUUAUCAUUCUAUUUCAAGGCAUGUCUGAAGCGAAAGGGCCUGGAAAAGACAAAUCAUCAGGUUGUUUUUUUUGAGGAAAUAAACCUCGUUCCCAGGCUCUUCCUUCCCCCUCAUCGCUUACGGCGCGCUAUCGAGGACAAUUCGUUAGGACGCAUAAUAACGUAACCAUACGAACUAAGAACCCAUAACCAUCAUAAAACUAAGUUUGUCCAAACGGACUGAAUGCAUAUCGAAAAGUAUCUAGUGUAAAAACAACAAAUAGGCAAACAUUUGUUCAGCAGUGUUGUCUGGUUUCAUCCAGUCAAGCAAGUGUCUUGGUUUCCCAGUAAGUCAUUGACAUUAGCAGGAUGACUACCCUCGCUUUUCACCAAAUUAUUUGCAAUUUCGGCCAUGCGACACCAAUCUUCAAAAGUAAAUGAAUUACUCGCCACAACGUGAGGUAUACCCUCUUGAACUCUCUCGAUCAAAUCCCCCGCCGAGACAGGACUCUCGAUUAGCGCCCAUUCUUCUUUUCGCUCCUCGAGUUCGGUCCCUCUUAGGAGCAUCAAUGGAAAAGCUUUAAUAACCGGAACGUUAUGAUCCAAACAAAACUGCACAGUUUCUUUAAAAGAAUCAAGGGUCUGGUUAGGCAGCCCAAAGAUUAUCGACACCUCGUACAACAAAUUCCGAGAAUUUAUAUCAUCUAUGGAACUUUUAAUUCGCUUCAAUGGAUUGCCUCGACGCACGGCUUUAGCUUCGUUGCUGUGAACUGUCUGCAGUCCAAAUUCCAGCUGCACCAAGCCGGUCUCAUUUAACUGUUCACACAAGUCCAGGUACUGUGGCUUGACCAUUUCAAAUCUAGAUUGCAACGAGAUUUUCCCAGGAUAUUUAUUGCGUACAAAACGUCUUAAAACAUCCAGAUAAAACGGUCCAGAAUUGAACGUGGGAUCGAGAACUGCUAAGUCGUUAACAUUAUUCUCACAGAAAAAAUCAAUUUCAUCCACUACUCUCUCGGGCAAUAAAUUUCUCCUUUUCAAAUGAUCGCCACUUUCUCGAUGCUGGCAGAAUGAACACAUGAAUGGACAACCUCGUUGGGUCUCCCAUCGAAUGAACGGUUGUGGUUUGAUCAAACCAGAAAGAUAAGGAGAGGCCAAUUUGUUUAAGUCCACUUGACUUCGCCACCCUAAAUCAGGAUCGCCUCUAUAAUGGACACCUUUGAUUGGUUUGUUUCUUUCUGACGUCAUCAACGUGAACAUUGCAUCUUCAGCAUAGCCUCUGAUAAAGACGUCAGCAAAAGGAUAUUCGCGCUCAAUCCCCGGAGGAGAAUACGACACUUGUGGUCCUCCGACAAUCACACGACCUGGGAAGCCAAGUUGCUUUAGAGAUUCAGUUAUAUUUUGCACUGAUAUUUCAUUCCAAAUAAAAGCGCCGAUACCAAUAUCGGUGUGCGGCAAGCUUCUCCCGAAAGACUUCAGAGUUUUCUCAAUAUCUCCGACGACUUGUGUCCAGCUGUAGGACGGAGAAUUGACGCUGUAUUCCAGUGACGAAACGUUUACGCCCUUUUUCACCAGAUUGGCGAGGAUAGAGGCAUGACCUAGGGAAAGUGGAGGAUCUUUUGGUCGUGUCCAAUCAAGGGACACUAGAAUAAGCCUGCGCCAAAGCAUCAAAGGAUCUGUGAACACAGAUAAGAAUGCCAAGAUUAAAGCCCAGGUCACACUACACAACGAUACAAUAACUUGUAAACACGCGAU
This is a messenger RNA of Paramuricea clavata, 10345 nucleotides long. NCBI's taxonomy places the organism in Eukaryota, Metazoa, Cnidaria, Anthozoa, Malacalcyonacea, Plexauridae. The record is from the annotation of a GenBank genome assembly.